CGCCGCCUCAGACCUGUCGUCUGCUAUCGCGCGAACAGCUGCGGACCACGCUCAAGGAUUGUUAUCACUCUGCUAAAAAAAAAAAAACAACAGAUAAAUGAGCGUAGCCUUGUAUUUUUGAGCUGUUUUAGUGUUGUUGGGAUUGUUUAUUAUUUCAACACAGUACCAGUUUUUUUUAAAUUUUCAUUCGAUGCACACAGUGUGUACAAUUUGUAGAGGGAAAUAAUUUUGAAAACAUCGCCAGUCUACUGCGUGUGUUGUGCGGAAAAAUUUUCCCGGCGGUCAAGGUUAGAAUAGAAUAACAAAGCUAGUCAUUGUAGUGAUCAAGAAGUGUUGAGCACAAUUGUACCAUGGGUGGCAAGAGCAGUAAACUAAAGAUAAAGAAAAUGAAGAGUGAGGAGGGGGAGAACGGAGAGGAACAAACACAGGAGCAGACCACUGAGCAAAAAGAAGGGGACACAACUGAGAAGAAGCCUGAAGAAAAUGGCGCAACAGUGAAAGAGAGCGAAGAAGGUGAAAAUAAAACAGAAACACCAAAAGAAGAAACACAAAGUCCAGUCUCUGAAACAAUAGCUCCCCCAACUGCUGCUUCCCCACAGACAGAGUCCCCACCCCCAGCAGAGCCUGCCUCACAGGAGGAGCCUGCCAAGGCUGAGACUAAAGAGGAAGAGAAGAAGGAGGAGAAGCCAUCAGAACCAGCCACACAAGAAGAGCCUGCUAAGCCAGUGGUGGAAGAGGUGAAAGUAGAGACAGCAACACCGGCAGAGGAGUUGCUGCCCUCUGCAACUGAAGAUAACAAAACUGAAGCAGCCUUAAAACAGACAGAACCAGAACAGCCUGCACCAGAACAGCCUAAAGAGCCAGUAGCACCAGAACAGCCUGCUGCACCUGAAGAACCUGCAGCACCAGAGGAGCCUGCAGCUCUGGAGGAGCCCACAGUGCCAGAAGUUUGUCCACAAGCUGAGCUGCCCCCACCUCCCCCAGUACCCUCAGAGCCUGAACACACUGUGGAGUCUGAGGCAGCAGAAGUUCAGACUGAACAGGGAGAAGGGGAAAGCACUCCAGCUGCACCUUCUGAUACAGAUGCAUCUGGAGCAGCUGCAAGUGGAGCAGAAGACAGGACAGAAACGGGCGAAACAGCUGCACCUAGCGAAGAAUCCCCACUAGAGUCUACAGUGACAACAGAGUUUAAGUGGGAGGAUGCAGGAGAGACUGUUUUUGUCAGUGGUACCUUCAAUAACUGGCAAGAGAACAUCCCUCUCACAAAGAAUGGUGAUAUUUUCUCAAAAUCGGUGGAGUUGCCAGUCGGAGAAUACAUGUACAAAUUUUUAGUUGAUGAAGAAUGGAAAAUCAGCAAAAAAAUGCCAACCAAAUGUGAUGAAAGUGGACAGGAAAACAAUUUUAUUGUUGUGGAGCUAGGGAGUUAACCUGUGGGUUCCCAUCAGUUUCAGGUGAAUGUGUGGUACACCUGUCCUCUCCAGGUGAAUGUGUGUUACAGACUGUGGAGUCAUGUGCUGUUAAGAUUUUCCCACUUGGUUUAUUAUUUUUUUUUUUUUACAUUUUUUUAAAAAUAUUGAAUUAUGUUAGUUUGCUGUAUUAAUACAUGCUCAAUUUUAUUUAUCAAAUUUUAAUAUAUAAAAGAUGAAUUAAUUAGAAAAAUCGAAAAACAAAACAAUUUCAAGAAAAUGAGUGUACAUUUUUGCAGAUGUCUUAUUAAGUAAGGGAUAAAGCAGAACAUUGUUAUUGUCUGUUUCACAUUUAUUACUGCGUAUAUCAACAACAAUGCUUAAACAUUUUUUAUUUCAUUUAGGUAUUCAAUAUUUUUUUCCGGAUUUCAUUUAAUGAAAAUCAUACAUUGCAGCUCAAAAAUUAAAUUAUAUUUUUGAAAUAUCUUCAUUUAAUAUUUUAUUUAUAAAUAUUGUAUAAUAAAUGUUAAAAUUUUUUGUUGGAAUUUAUUUUAAAGUUUAAUAUUACCCAAACUUAAUAAACAAUUUUCAACAGAUUUCAUGACAUUGUGUACCUCUUUAUUUUAAAGUUUAAAAUUACAAUAAAAAUUACUUGGAAACGUAUUCACUUUCUAAUUAUUAUAACUUUUAAAACUAUUUUAAAGCAAUAUUAUUUAGUUUUUCUAAUUUUUUUUUUUUAAAUAAAAAAAAAUUAUAAAAAUUGUUUGCUUCAGAGAGAAGAAAAACUUUUUUUUAAAAAUGUAUUUUUAACCAGUAUAAAUAAGCAAAAUAAAACAUGAUGGUACCAAGCAGAGUGUUUAUAUAAAAACUCUCAACCCAUAUCCAGGUUCACUACCAUGUUUAUUCAUAUUUGCUGAAUGACUUGCACAUGCCAUAUUGUUCUCAUAAAAUGAUACACUAAUAGUUAAUGCAAUGUCAUCAUAUUUGUUUUCAAGUGACAUUAAUAACAUUGUGGCAAAACUUAACUGUACAUAGGCCAAAAAAUGCAUUUCCUCCCUUUUUUUCUUACUGAUUUGAGUGGACAUGAACAUAUGACUGCUGUGGUGUCUUUGUACAAACAAAUGUUCAUUAUUUAAAUAGAUGUAAUGUUGUAUAAGUGAUUAGAAUGACCAUUUGUCUUAUUGAGAUGACAUUUUUUUUUCUAAACAUGAGUAGUAAUGUAAAUUAUAAAUAAAUUUCUGUUUAUCAUUAGUACUACCCUUUUUAUUCUAGCCUUUGUAGCACUGGUAGGGUACUACUUAUGCAACAUGUAGAUACUUUUUGAGUGUACUUUUGAAAAUAGCUUCUGUCCAAUAUUUGUGUUAAUGUGUAGGAAAAGUUGCCAUGCUUUUACUAUAAUUUUCACUAUUGCUUUUACUAUCCCCACUUUGGUGGUAGAAAAAAGGGUUUGGGGCAUUUCUUAAGUUUUAUGCAAGUCACCUCAAUACUCAUAACUCUUGUUACAUUAUCAUAAAAGUCAAAGAACAUAGCAGGGGUAUUUUUCAGGUGAAAUUAAAAUAUUUUUUUAAUUAACCGGGAAAGUUUGAGUACUGUUGGGAUUAGCAGGUAUUUUGAAAAUAAUUUUCUUUUGCUUGAAUAGUUUUUGAAGAGGGUUUCUGGUUUUCAUUCUAGUUAUAUGAAAAGUAAAAAAUGGUAUGUGAUUAAAAGUUUUAUUAAGAUAAAUUCUUAGCAAUGUUUCAGUAUAUGAAACAUGAACUGUAUAAUUUUGAAGUAAACUUGUGGAUUUUUAACUUUAGAUUUUUAAGUUUGAAAUAUUGUCUAUUGAGCUUGUUAAAAUAUUUUUAAGACUUAGAAAUUUCCUUGUUGGAUAUGUAAAAGUAACUGUGCUUUGAAUAUUUCAAAUUGAAUUUAAUGUUCAAAUGGAAUAAGUGGAAUAUAUUGUACUUGUAAAGAUUUUUUUUCUUUGUGCUGUCAUUGUUUUCCUCUACUACUUUAUGUCAAGGUAUUUCCUUACAAUAAACAUUUGCAUUCAGGUUGACUUGUUUUCACAGCUUCUGUUUACUUUUUUCAAACAAAUUCCAAACAAGUUUGGAAAAAAAAGUUCAGCAUUGGUUUUUAUUUAUACGUUGUAAGCACUAAAGUAUUUUGAAUAUUGCUAAUAUUAAAUAUAUACUAUGUCACUAUGUGGCUGAAAUCACAAUAAAAUCUACAUCGUGAUUCAUCUUCUUUCACCUCCUGUUUUUUUUUUAAAGGAAAUUUUUUUUUAAAAUAAUAGUGUUGUAUCAGCUGUUACAUUUUCAGUGAAAGCGAAAAAUAUUUUUUUAAAAAUAGACGUGGUCACUUGUUGACAGUUAUAAUUUUUGCAGUUUUGACAUCCGAUUAAAUUGUAUCUGUGAAUUUACAUUCCGUAGCUUAAGAGAAAAUGUUGCAGUUAUAGUAGCUUAAGAAAACCAUGCAGAAACUGAGUUAUUUUUCAGAUGCACAUACGUGACAAUCAGCAAUUUUGGUCACACAUUUGAAGAAUUGAUGUAAAUCUUUUUAGAUGAGAAUCAAUGUUGAUGAUGUCAGUAAACACAGGAUAUAUUUUGUUUACAUUUAUGUUAAUUAAAGCACCCAGAUAUUGCAGCUACUGUCUAUACUGAACAAAUGAUUAAGAAAACUGGCAGUCAACUCAAGUAUCUAUAUACAACCUUGUUAUCAAAUACGAGUGCCUAUGUUAGUGUCUUUUUGAAUUUUUUUAAGGUCAUUUUUUUUUUCAUUAUUACUACACAAUUUCUUUGAUUGAUCAACUAUUUUAGAAAUUUUUUUUUACUCUUCUAUUACAAAGAAUCUUCAAGUACUUUGUAUUUCUGUAUGCUCGUUGUAAUAAAGUUGUGAAAAAUG
Messenger RNA from Physella acuta, 4289 nucleotides. RefSeq lists its product as uncharacterized. The record is from RefSeq and is a predicted model, not a curated record. Lineage: Eukaryota; Metazoa; Mollusca; Gastropoda; Physidae. Gene Ontology annotation, cellular component: cytoplasm; nucleotide-activated protein kinase complex; nucleus. Gene Ontology annotation, biological process: signal transduction. Gene Ontology annotation, molecular function: protein kinase binding.